Molecule: messenger RNA, 729 nt
Organism: Pistacia vera
Lineage: Eukaryota; Viridiplantae; Streptophyta; Magnoliopsida; Sapindales; Anacardiaceae
Product: secreted RxLR effector protein 161-like
Exons: 1
Coding region: 1-729 (242 amino acids)
Source: RefSeq, a predicted model, not a curated record
AUGUUUCCUAAUUUGCAACUUACCAAAGAUGGUGAACUGUUUGAAGAUAUUGAGAGGUAUGGAAGACUGGUUGGAAAGUUGAACUAUCUAACAGUCACUCAUCCUGACAUUGCGUACUCUGUUAGUGUAGUAAGUCAAUUCAUGUCUUCUCCUACAGCUGACCAUUGGGUAGCGUUAGAGAAGAUUUUGUGUUAUCUAAAAGGAGCUCCAAGACGUGGUAUUUUGUACAAAAAUCAUGGACAUAAUAAUAUUGUGUGCUUCUCUAAUGCUAAUUGGGCGGGUUCCAAGAUAGAUAAGAGAUCCACUAUGGGCUAUUAUAUUUUUGUUGGUGGAAAUUUGGUCUCAUGGAAAAGUAUGAGGCAAACUGUUGUGUCCCGGUCUAGUGUAGAAUCUAAAUAUAGGGCUAUGGCCCAGUCUGUGUGUGAAGUAAUAUGGAUAUAUCAAUUUUUGAUUGAAGUUGGUCUUAUGGCCUCUUUGCCAGUGAAAUUGUGGUGUGAUUACCAAGCCGCUCUUCAUAUUGCUUCUAAUCCCGUAUUUCAUGAACAAACUAAGCACAUUGAAAUUGACUGUCAUUUCAUUCAUGAGAAAAUACAGCAAGGUUUAGUGUCUACAGGAUAUGUGAAGACUGGAGAGCAACUAGGAGAUGUUUUCACUAAAGCUUUGAAUGGGGUUCGGAUUGAUUAUAUUUGUAACAAGUUGAGCAUGAUUAACAUCUAUGCUCCAUCUUAA